GAUAACAAGACGAUAAUAUGUGCAAUAGUGUAUUGAUAUGGUGUGCUUAAGAUAUGUGAUACGCGGUAUGUUAUGUACAUGAAUUACCGGCAGUGUUUGUUCUUUAGUGAUUAUUAUGACAUUAUUUUAGCUUCGUACAUUGCGCAAUGUUACGUUUAUAUACAUAAAGAGAAAAUCGACGUAUUCGCACAGUAUUUUGUCUGUAAUGUAUAUUAUAGUGUGUUAUAUGCAAUAAAUUGGACAUUUUAUACAAGGUGAUUUUUACCAAAUAACACACAACAAUUCGAAAUAAAUUAUACGCUAAUGAAUUACUUAUUCGCUUUUGUAGUAUAUAAACGCACUGAGAAACAGGAAAGCUACCGUACACCAAAUAUCUGAAAUAACGAGAAAAACGUUUACACGGUAAUGUGUCUUUAUAAAGACGUGUAUGCAAUCAACGAAAGAGAAGGAUGGGAGAGUCCACUGGGCAUAAAUGGGUUAAUUUUCGAAACAAAACUUUAGUGAAAUCAUGAGAACUGCCUCAAGCUUUGCUCAUUAGAACUAUACAAGUAUCCUCAGAAGAAAGAGACGGUGUCAUUAAAGGGGCCUCCCCAUGGAGACGUGUAUCAAGUGUUUGAGGCGCGUGACCAGGGUGUUCCCACGUGUCCUGACGUCACAGAGGUUACGUUAUGGAGAUGACCAGACAGAAAUUGUAGAAAGCAAUAGCAUUGAUAGCAGCAACACUCAAAGCAAAAGCCGACAUAGUACCAACAACGGUCAUAACGACUCAGAUUUACCACGCAAGGACUUUGAGAGUUUGGAUUAUGACGUCUGCUACAACAAACCAUACGAACAUUACGUUGAAAACCAGCGAAAAGACUUCUCUUUCAGUAAGAUUGAAGUCAUCAAAUGGAUGAUCACCUUCCUCAUCGGAUUCUCCACAGGUCUGGUUGCAUUUUUUAUCGACACUAUCGUGAAGUUGUUGAGUAAACUGAAAUUCAAUACAGUAACACAAUCCAUCAAUUCUACCACUCCGGACGGCAGCCUCGUGGUGUCCCUGAUUAUCAUGGUGAUGUUUAACGCCGCUCUCGUGCUCGUCGCCACGUGCCUUACCGUCCUAGAACCGGUGGCAGCGGGUUCCGGUAUCCCGGAGAUCAAGUGCUAUCUGAACGGCAUCAAGAUCCCCAGGGUGGCGCGGCUCAAGUCCCUCGUAUCCAAGGCUGUGGGGGUGUUGUUCAGUGUUGCAGGAGGCUUGUUUGUCGGCAAGGAGGGUCCGAUGAUUCACAGUGGGGCCAUCAUAGGCGCAGGGAUUCCUCAGCUUCAGAGUAUUACGUUAAGGAAAUUGAGCUCCAAAUUCGCUUUCUUCCGUACGGACAGAGAAAAACGAGACUUUGUCGCAGGAGGAGCAGCAGCCGGCGUUGCAGCCGCGUUCGGAGCCCCUAUAGGUGGCGUGUUAUUUAGUCUCGAGGAGGGCUGUUCAUUCUGGAACCAGAAACUCACGUGGAGAACGUUUUUCUGCUCGAUGUCGGCAACAUUCACCGUGCACUUCUUCUUGAGCGGUCUGGAGUUCAGCUGGGGCUCUUUCUACUCGCCGGGACUCAUUAAUUUCGGCGUUUUUAAGUGUACGGACGAGGAAACAGUUAACGGCACGUGCCGCCUCUGGACCGCCAUGGACCUGUUCAUCUUCGUACUCAUGGGGCUGAUAGGGGGCCUGCUAGGGGCCGCGUUCAACAAGCUGAACAAGUGCCUUACCAUCUACAGGAUGAGGCACGUGUUUCCCAAACACAAGGCGGUCAGGUAGGGAUG
Dreissena polymorpha is the source of this 1785-nucleotide messenger RNA. Its product is annotated as H(+)/Cl(-) exchange transporter 6-like. Gene Ontology annotation, biological process: transmembrane transport; chloride transport. The transcript has 14 exons. The record is from RefSeq and is a predicted model, not a curated record. Gene Ontology annotation, cellular component: lysosomal membrane; intracellular membrane-bounded organelle. NCBI's taxonomy places the organism in Eukaryota, Metazoa, Mollusca, Bivalvia, Myida, Dreissenidae. The coding region runs from base 593 to 1780 and encodes 395 amino acids. Gene Ontology annotation, molecular function: voltage-gated chloride channel activity.